AUGACGAUGGUCAUUGAAAACCAGAACCGCCAGUAUGGCGGGAUGGGCUUCGACAGCGUGUAUCAACACAACCUCCACCACCACCAACCGCCACAGUUCACCGACCCAUGGGCUGCCGCUCAAACUUCGUCCCAUUCCACCCCUCCGGUCUACGCGACUACCAUGGGCCCCAGCCCAAUUGGCCUCAACCAUGUCAAGCAGGAGGAAGUGAGCCGCCCGUCGAUGUCCAUGCCAUACUCGAGUAUCCCGGUUUCUGCGCCCUCGAUGGUCGCCAGCAGCAACUAUCCGACGGCCACUGCUACGAGCUACCCCGGACCGGAGAUGAUGGGUUUGUCGCACGAUAUGCCACGCACUUCCUUCGAGCAAGCGCCGGCCUACACCACCGCCUCUCCCAUGAGCAGCUUCGCGCCCGCCAGUUAUGCCCCUCUGAGCUAUGCUCCAUCUCUGCACCAACACCCGGACCGUCGGAUGUCUCAUGCUGAUGCUCGCGUCAGCCAAUCGCAACCCUCUUCGGCCCCUACAUUCGGUGAUGCGCUCGAUGCUAGUCGUGGAAUGGUCGCUCUCAGCCAGGAUAUGACGCCCCGGAAUAUUUAUGGUCCUCGCAGCUCUAGGGGCUCGGGCGACUCCUAUGGCUUCCCCUCCACUCACUCUUCCGGAUCCUCGAUUUCCUCGGGCGGAACCUACCCAUACUACUCUGCAUCUGUCGCAUCUGUCGAGUCGUCCGUGACUGACUACAGCUCUACAACAUCCGAGUCAUACGAGAAUGGGCACCUGUCGCGGACGCUUCCUCGCCCGUCGAACCUGUUGACCGGCAGCGCGCCUCCGGGACCCCAGUCGAUGAUGAGUCAGUUCAGCUCCAAGAUGCCGUCCAACACGCAGAAGAAGCACAAGUGCAAGGUGUGCGACAAGCGGUUCACCCGCCCGUCGUCUCUCCAGACCCAUAUGUACAGUCACACUGGCGAAAAGCCAUUCGCAUGUGACGUGGAAGGCUGUGGUCGUCACUUCUCGGUCGUCUCCAAUCUCCGGCGGCACAAGAAGGUCCACAAAGGAGAGAAAGAAGGCGGGUCUGGCGAAGACGAAGAGUAA
Messenger RNA from Aspergillus heteromorphus CBS 117.55, 1086 nucleotides. Its product is annotated as C2H2-type zinc finger protein. The record is from RefSeq and is a predicted model, not a curated record. Gene Ontology annotation, biological process: regulation of transcription by RNA polymerase II. Gene Ontology annotation, cellular component: nucleus. NCBI's taxonomy places the organism in Eukaryota, Fungi, Ascomycota, Eurotiomycetes, Eurotiales, Aspergillaceae. Gene Ontology annotation, molecular function: DNA-binding transcription factor activity, RNA polymerase II-specific; RNA polymerase II cis-regulatory region sequence-specific DNA binding. Bases 1 to 1086 code for a protein of 361 amino acids. The transcript is spliced from 3 exons.